AUGCCUGGUCCAGAUUACACUAUUUUCGCGUUUACGGACCUUUCGAUGUGCACCUCGCUCACGGACGGCGAUCGUUCGUUUCUUGAGCCGUUUGCACGAGGGUCGCGAUUGCUUUCCAAACCCAACGACGAGGCGACAGGUAGUAGAGAUGAGGAUACGAGUAUGCGAAACGCGUCAAAUAAGGGCGACGCACAGAAGGAAGUACAAGACAUUGACCCGAGCUACGGGUUCGACGAGUUCCUGGCGAGUAUGGAUAUCCUUAUUUGUGGGAGAGGGCUUUAUGAGCAGACUAUGCAGAGGACGAACGGAAAGUGGCCGUAUACGGGCAAGAGACUCAUCGUCUUCUCUGCCGUCCCACUCUCUGAGCCAGUAUCUUCCCCCGAUGGUCAACCGCCACAAAGACCGUUUACACCUCCACCGAACAGCGAACAUUUUACGGGAACACCAGCUCAGCUCAUGCAAAAGCUGUUUCGGGAUAAUACAAGAUCGCGUAAAUUUCGACGCGAGUCGGUAUGGGUCAUGGGCGGUGCGUCGAUACGCGGCGCGCUGCUCCAGCUCGGUGCCAUUGAGCGGAUAGAGCUCGUCGUCGUACCCAAAAUUAUCACUCGGGGGAAUCCGUUUGCGCCGCGGUCGGGUAGUGUCGGUGUUCCCUUGUGGGCGUUUCCGUCGAUCGAGGGCGGGCAGGAAGAGGAACGGGCUGACGUUGAUUUGCAACUCAUUGAAUGUAGGAGUUAUGAGAAUGGGGUUCUUGGUCUAUCAUACGUGGUGGGUGGCAUGUCCUACGUUGUAGGCGGCAACCCAUAA
Serendipita indica DSM 11827 is the source of this 804-nucleotide messenger RNA. NCBI's taxonomy places the organism in Eukaryota, Fungi, Basidiomycota, Agaricomycetes, Sebacinales, Serendipitaceae. The record is from the annotation of a GenBank genome assembly.